Molecule: messenger RNA, 1126 nt
Organism: Vitis riparia (riverbank grape)
Lineage: Eukaryota; Viridiplantae; Streptophyta; Magnoliopsida; Vitales; Vitaceae
Product: probable aquaporin PIP1-2
Exons: 4
Coding region: 50-910 (286 amino acids)
Biological process (GO): response to water deprivation; transmembrane transport
Cellular component (GO): plasmodesma; plasma membrane; vacuole
Molecular function (GO): water channel activity
Source: RefSeq, a predicted model, not a curated record
AGGCAUCGGAGGUGUGUACAGAGAGAGAAGAGAAGAGAAGAGAAGAGAGAUGGAAGGUAAGGAAGAGGAUGUGAGAGUGGGAGCGAACAAGUUCUCAGAGAGGCAGCCGAUAGGGACGGCGGCUCAGGGAGAUGACAAGGACUACAAGGAACCGCCACCGGCGCCGCUGUUCGAGCCUGGAGAGCUGUGUUCGUGGUCGUUUUACAGGGCUGGGAUAGCGGAGUUCAUAGCCACUUUUCUGUUCCUGUACGUCUCCGUUUUGACGGUGAUGGGGGUGGUUAGGGCUGACUCCAAGUGUUCCACGGUUGGGAUUCAAGGGAUUGCUUGGGCUUUUGGUGGAAUGAUCUUCGCUCUCGUCUACUGCACUGCCGGAAUCUCAGGUGGGCAUAUAAAUCCAGCGGUGACCUUUGGGCUGUUCUUGGCAAGGAAGCUGUCGCUGACGAGGGCAGUGUACUACAUGGUGAUGCAGUGCCUGGGUGCGAUAUGUGGUGCGGGUGUAGUGAAGGGUUUCGAGAAGGGCAGGUACAACUCGCUGGGUGGUGGUGCCAAUGUGGUGAACGCUGGCUACACCAAAGGAGAUGGGCUUGGUGCUGAGAUUGUUGGCACCUUCGUCCUUGUCUACACUGUCUUCUCCGCCACUGACGCCAAGCGUAACGCUAGAGACUCCCACGUCCCUAUACUGGCACCGUUGCCAAUCGGGUUCGCAGUGUUCUUGGUGCACUUGGCCACCAUCCCCAUAACCGGAACCGGCAUCAACCCAGCUCGGAGCCUGGGUGCGGCCAUCAUCUACAACAAGGACCACGCAUGGGACGACCACUGGAUCUUCUGGGUGGGACCAUUCAUUGGGGCCGCACUAGCAGCUUUAUACCACCAGGUGGUCAUCAGAGCCAUUCCCUUCAAGUCCAAGUGAUGAUGAGUGGUGCUGGGCGUUGAUCAAGGGGCAUCAAAAACCUACUCUAGUCUUUUGUCCCACUUUUAUCUGUUUGCUUAUGGUAUAAUGUAAUGUCUGUAGCAUUCCACUUGCUGUUUAUUUAUCAAGAAAGAGGUGACGCUGUGAAAUGUAUAAAUGAAUUUCUUCAUCUUUGGAACCCACUUAAGAUUAAACCUCUUGAAUCUUUAUUUGCUC